Messenger RNA from Vicia villosa (hairy vetch), 483 nucleotides. RefSeq lists its product as uncharacterized. The transcript is spliced from 2 exons. Gene Ontology annotation, molecular function: rRNA (uridine-N3-)-methyltransferase activity. The coding region runs from base 1 to 483 and encodes 160 amino acids. Gene Ontology annotation, biological process: rRNA base methylation. Gene Ontology annotation, cellular component: cytoplasm. The record is from RefSeq and is a predicted model, not a curated record. Lineage: Eukaryota; Viridiplantae; Streptophyta; Magnoliopsida; Fabales; Fabaceae.
AUGAAUUACACAUGUGCAAAAAGAAACUUGAAAGAACUUGACAGUCUUGGUUGCACCAUCUUGCAUGAAGUGGAUGUUCACAACAUAAAUCAACAUCAAUACUUCAAGGAGCACAUAUUUUUUGAUAGAAUAAUCUUUAAUUUUCCUCAUUCGGGUAACUUUCAAUAUGAACAUAAUGCUUGGGUUAUUCGGGAACACCAGAAAUUAGUGAGUGGAUUUCUAGGAAAUGCAAAGUACCUUCUUAAUGUUGGUGGAGAAAUUCAUAUUACACAUAAAACAGCUUAUCCUUUCAAUAAUUGGAAUAUCAAGAAUUUGGCGGAAAAGGAAAAUUUAUCAUUUGUUGAAGAGGUUUUCUUUAAUCAAUAUCAUUAUCCUGGUUAUGAAAAUAAGAAAGGUUCUGGCUUGAAGUGUGAUCAGAGCUUCCCUAUUGGAACAUGUAGUACUUUUAAAUUUUCUUGUUUAUACUACAAUUUUGUAUUAUGA